ACAGAGAAAAAGAUGAAGACACGCUCUGCCUCUGAGACUUGGCUUCGAAAUCUGUCGAGACAUCGGCCAUUGUUUUCCCGCCCUAUAAAUCCAGUGUGCUUCCAAUCUCAGAUUGCAUCUAAUUAACGCAAACAGAAUAUAUUGAAUCUCUUUUCUUAAGUUGAAUUGAAUACGAUGUGUGAUUUUGAGGAAGAAUCAGCCGUCGCUUUGUCGGAUGAUCUCAAUGAAGAUGGGGCGAUUCAAUUGGAUUUCUCCUCGGCCAAAUAUGGGUGCAAGCAUUACAAAAGGAGAUGCAAAAUUAGGGCUCCUUGUUGUGAUGAGGUUUUUGAUUGCAGGCAUUGUCACAAUGAAGCUAAGAAUGAUCUCAAAAUCAAGCCGAUUGAUCGGCACGACAUUCCCCGCCACGAAGUGAAGAAGGUUAUAUGUUCGAUUUGUGACACAGAACAAAAUGUUCAACAAAAUUGCAUAAAUUGUGGAGUUUGCAUGGGGAAUUAUUUCUGUGACAAAUGCAAAUUCUUUGAUGAUGAUGUGGCGAAGAAACAAUACCACUGUGAUGAUUGUGGAAUAUGCAGAACUGGAGGGAUGGAGAAUUUCUUCCAUUGCAAAAAAUGUGGGUGCUGCUACGCGUCAUCCAUUAAGGGCACGCAUCGUUGUGUAGAGAGAGCGAUGCAUCAUAAUUGCGCAGUUUGCUUCGAGUACUUAUUCGAUUCAACCAAGAACAUCACUGUUCUACCAUGUGGACACACCAUACAUUUCGAAUGUGUUCGCGAAAUGAAGCUUCAUCACAGAUAUUCGUGCCCGGUCUGCUCUAAGUCAAUUGGCGACAUGUCAAGCGCAUGGAGAAAGCUCGAUGAAGAGAUUGCUUCGACUCCGAUGCCGGAGAUGUAUAAAGACAAAAAGGUUUGGAUACUAUGUAAUGAUUGUGAGGAAAUAUCUGAGGUGCCAUACCACAUUUUUGCAAACAAAUGCUCAGGCUGCAAAUCAUACAAUACCCGGCAAAUUCAAGGCGUUCCCGCCUCCUGUUGAGACCGGGCUACACUGCAUCGAUUCGAAAGCUCAUUAGGAAAUGAGAUGUUGGUUUAGGUUUUAUUAGUACUCCAUGUGUGUAUGUAUCUAUAAAUCUACUCUGGUAGGAUCAUGGAAUAAAUUAUCUAGCAAAAGGAGCAGAUUUUGUCUAA
Molecule: messenger RNA, 1178 nt
Organism: Salvia hispanica
Lineage: Eukaryota; Viridiplantae; Streptophyta; Magnoliopsida; Lamiales; Lamiaceae
Product: E3 ubiquitin-protein ligase RZFP34-like
Biological process (GO): ubiquitin-dependent protein catabolic process; protein ubiquitination
Cellular component (GO): nucleus
Molecular function (GO): zinc ion binding; ubiquitin protein ligase activity
Source: RefSeq, a predicted model, not a curated record